AUGGACCCCAGAGCCCUCUGCUUCCUGUUCUGUUGCCUGUUCAUCUGUGUCAUUUCAGCUGACCUCCAGGGGCGUGGCAGAACCACAAAGGCUCAGAAGAAGGAGAAUGUCAAAGCAGCCCGCGCCGGUGGGGGGAGGCCCUCAGGAGGCCCAGGCGGGAGAAAACCCAAAUCAGACGGGAGGCAGAGGUCCCUGCAGAUGAAGACACCUGUGGAGGCUGCAACUCCCAGCCCACCGGCCCCCUCCAUCCUGACCCAGGCGUUAGGGAGGGGUCGCUUCCAGAAGGUGGGGGACUCCCUGAGCCUGAGGGCUGGGGAGUCCCUCGAGCUGCGCUGCCAGGGAAAGGUGGUCCACUGGAGGGUGCCUGUGUACCUGGAAGAGGAGGGUGAGGGACGGCUCAGAAUCAGGCACUUCAAGCAGCAUAGCCGGUUACAGCUGGUGAACUCCACGGGCGCAGACACGGGGGAAUACAGCUGCUGGGCUCGAGCCUGCGAGGACGCCACCUGCCCGGGAGACGAGGGCCGCCUGGGAAAGACCUUCAUAUUCUUCACAGACCCAGAAGAGCUCUUUGUCCCCACAGAGAAUUAUUAUGAAAUGGUACAGUUACGCAGCCAUCAACCAGUCCUGCUUCCCUGCCAGGUGACCAACCCCCAGGCCCAGGUGACGCUGCAUCGAGAGUUCCCCCCAGAGGAGGUCCCAGUGGAUGGGACAGAUAUCUCCUUUGAUGUGAAGAAAGGCUUCACCAUCCACCGGCCCCGAGCUUCCUUGGCUGGCUCCCUCUUCUGCUUGGCCAGCCUAGGAGGCAUGAGACAAAUCUCUACCAAGUACAUGCUGAUCUACAUCAACUACCCAUCUUCAUCCCCCAAACCCUCCAUCCAAGCUUCGGCAACAUCAGUCCGACUGGGAGAGAACUUCAGUGUGACCUGCACAGUUCUGAGUGAGCCGGAGAUCGCGGUGGACUUCAGUUGGGAGUAUCCAGGGCAGAAGCUGGGCCGGCCCCCCUACGUCAGUGAGCGGGCGGACGUGGUCCACCGCAAGGGCCAGGUGCAGCAGAAGGUGGGAAGCACCCUGUACGUGGAAGAGGCCCGGGCUGGGGACGCUGGCACCUACACCUGCCGGGCCACCAACCUUCAGGGCACUGGGACUGCCACCACCCGCAUCCGUGUGAUCCGAAGCCCUCGUGCCUCCCCUGCCCCUUCCUAGCUCCUUCGCUGGCUGCAGAGCAGCGGGCAGAAGCGGGAGUGGGUCACUGUGUGAACUUGGGUGUUUUUUAUGCCAAGAAGGCGCCCCAGGGGGCAGAAAGAACCUCAGCCUUCAUCCCUGACAC
Pteronotus mesoamericanus is the source of this 1327-nucleotide messenger RNA. RefSeq names its product platelet-derived growth factor receptor-like protein. Bases 1 to 1203 code for a protein of 400 amino acids. The record is from RefSeq and is a predicted model, not a curated record. The transcript has 6 exons. NCBI's taxonomy places the organism in Eukaryota, Metazoa, Chordata, Mammalia, Chiroptera, Mormoopidae.